Nothoprocta perdicaria is the source of this 1255-nucleotide messenger RNA. RefSeq names its product HIG1 hypoxia inducible domain family member 1A (gene HIGD1A). Lineage: Eukaryota; Metazoa; Chordata; Aves; Tinamiformes; Tinamidae. The record is from RefSeq and is a predicted model, not a curated record. The coding region runs from base 25 to 312 and encodes 95 amino acids. Gene Ontology annotation, cellular component: mitochondrion. Gene Ontology annotation, biological process: mitochondrial respirasome assembly; negative regulation of apoptotic process. The transcript has 4 exons.
CGAAGCGCGCGGCGAGCCGUCAUCAUGUCGCAGGGUCAGGAACCUGUUUUUCCUGAGUAUGAGACUGAAACCAGCCAGACAUCCAAGCUGUUAAGGAAAUUUAAAGAGACCCCAUUUGUACCCAUUGGAAUGGCUGGCUUCGCCAUGGUGGUGGGGUACGGGCUGUACAGGCUGAAGCACAGGGGGGACAUGAAGAUGUCGCUUCACCUGAUCCACAUGCGAGUGGCGGCCCAGGGCUUCGUGGUCGGAGCGUUAACGUGUGGUGUGCUAUAUUCUAUGCUGCGGGACUAUGUGGAAAAACCCAAGGAGUAGAGGCAAAAUGAUUGGAAAACUGUCCUGGUGGUGGCCUGUGCACUGCAGCUAUAAACCUCACAUCGAGGGGUUCUUUAAGGGGGGAAAAAAAAAUACAUGGUGUUAGAGAAUUGUCCUAUAUCUAUAUUGUGUAUGGUACCUUGUUUUGAGGCUGUCAGUCUCAACAAUUGCACACAGGGGUAGUGGUUAUCCGGGACUGUGUUUUUUGGAUUGACGCUGCCCUAUCCCAAUUUAAGGGAUAGGGCAGAGUAUGAUCCAUUUAUCUUCCCCUUGGGUAUUAACUCGCUUAAAAUUGGUGACUUGUUUUGCUGCCAUUGCCCCAAAUGACAAAGUCUGAACUAUUUUUCUCUUGAGCUUCAGCCAGGACAUAGGCCAUGUCUGCAAGUUAUGUCAUGGUGGUUCUGUUAUCUGUCCUUUUCUAUCCUAUAUAUUUUGUCAGUCUCCAGCCUUGUAACUUAGAAGCUUUCAGUAGCACUAAAUGAUUUAUAAGAUAUAAAAAGAUCUAUGAACAUCUAUUUUUUUUAUUUAAGGCAUGAGAUAGGUAUUUGGUAUGCAACAGCUAUUUAAAUGUUGUAUUUAUUCAUUGUUAAUGACUUGAGGCACAAACUCCCUAUUUUUACUAGAUGAUACAUUUUGAGAUUCUUGGAGUGCUAAAUCUUGUAACUGUCUGUUCAGAGUAACUUUGGGUAACAUUUGUAUGUUAACAUCAAAAUUAUAAUGCUGUGAAAACUUAAUCUUGAUUUGGUAUUUGAUACAGCUCUUAGAUUUUUUUUUUUUUGCAGUAUUGUUCUUUUUAUUUAAAAAAAAAGAAAAAAAAAAAGAACUUUGAAACAUUCAAAUCUGGAAGGUCCUCAUCCUCCUUAGUGAGAUGUAAAGCACUUCUCUGUAAAUUGACAAGUGUUAAUUUGUGCGGGAACCCCAUGUAUUUCAAACGGCAGUCACA